AGCCACUUGGCAAGACCGACGCCAGCAGAUCGAGCGAUGGGCCGCCAACGCAAGACGCAGCGAGGAACCACGCCGCUCCGCCGAGCGCCGAGCGGCAAGGAGCCCUACGAGGAAGCGAUUAAGAGCCUCCGCGACGCCGCCGCCUUUGCACCGCGGCCAUGGCACACGUUUGAGCUGCCGCACCACGUCGAGCCGCUACUGCGCGUGAGCGCGAUGGACGAGUGGCUUGGCUGGCCGCUCGGGAGGGCCCAGGCGCGCGAGAACAUUGAGAGGGUCCUCGACUGGUUCGUCCUUCUCCGCCACGCCACGAGAGCCACUACAGCGAUCAGCCAAAUGGAGGUCGACCGCGCGUGGUUCAACCCGUACAUGGCCGGCCAAAUUCUUCUUACGAUCACGAUGGAGGUCGGCUUGUCCUUGGGCUUGACGACGAUCGACAACAUUGGUCAAGCGCGGUUUGUACUCCAUUUUUACAACGCGCUCCGAGUCCUCGACAAGAUCCCACCGAACUCAGACCUUGACAACUUGGCGACCAUGUUUGAGCGCGGCAAGUCGGUGUGGGUUGGUGGCCGUCCGACGGCCCGCGGCAGCUUUGUGAGAUCGUAUUUGCUCGCGUGGGGCUAUGACACAAAGACGUCGGCCGCCCUCGGGGCCAACCUCGGGAGUGACUUGCAAGACUACAAGGCCAAGGCUGCACUGCGGGAUCGCAUGGACCACCGCAGCGUGGCUAAAAAGAUGGCGUACCGCGUCCAGGAGUGCAUGCGCAAGAUGCUCUUGACCGAGCCCGAUGCCGUCAGCAAAGCCUAUCGCUACGUGACGCACAUGACGGCGCCUGCCUACGAUGCGAAUACGUGCCUCGUCCGGUCCUUUGACAUUAUCGAUGUGCUCCAGAGCGACUAUGACGCGUUUUUGUACCUCGACUUCAAUCGAAUCAGCCAGAUCUUCCGCUGUGCGUGGCGGGACAUGAUCGAGGCCUUUGACUUUCGAGGCUACGUCGUCAACGGCAACUCUGUCACGUGCAUUCAAGGCCCGCGGCCCGUGAGAGACGCCCUGCCUCGCCUUCGCGAUGAAACCUUGUUUCUCCAGUCGCUCCUCGGGCUCUGCGACCGCGAGCCAAACGACGAUCGUGUCGCGUUGGCCGCCGAGAUAUUGACGACCGUCGCCAACUCGAUGCAUGAAGCGUACAUUGAGACGCCUCUCGUUUUGCAGCAUAGCACCAAGUAGGUGUCUAUGGCCUAGUAUGCAUAUGGACGAGAAUGUCGGAAUGAAAAUAGUAAUCUAAUG
Molecule: messenger RNA, 1281 nt
Organism: Saprolegnia diclina VS20
Lineage: Eukaryota; Oomycota; Saprolegniomycetes; Saprolegniales; Saprolegniaceae
Exons: 2
Coding region: 37-1221 (394 amino acids)
Source: RefSeq, a predicted model, not a curated record